AAUUCCAUGGUGAGUCGACCUCACUUACACGCCAGCCACGUCCCCAGAAGCAAGGCAGCCCAAACGCCCGACGCAACCCCCCUCCCUGUCGGCAACGGACGGCAUAACAGGGCGAGAGACGCAGAAACUCACAUAGGCCUGCGUUUCUUCCCUUGGAGGUUUCUUUGACCCAACCCGACCCCGGUCUACCCCCACUAAAUCACGGAAACCAUGGCGCCGCACCAGCGGACGAGGCAGCAACUGCCCUCCCCGCCGGCCUCCUUCGCAACCCGCAAGCACAGGAUCUUGGAGCAGCUCAGCGUGCCCGACGCAGAGUACACCGACGCCUCGCCCAAGGGGUCCGUGGACGUCGGUAUCCGCGAGCUCAUCGACGAGCUCAACGCCCUCGACGGCUUCGUCACGACGAGCAGCUGCGCGGGGCGGGUGAGCGUCUUCCUAGAGGGCCGCAGGGCGCCGGCCUCUGCUCCCGCUGGGCCGGCCAUCCAUGCCGAGACUCGUUCUCAGCCUGCAGCCCAGACAGGGGACGGCGAUGACGACGGAGACGACGACAGCAUCGUUAACAGCGGCAGCGCCGCCAUGACUAUAGCUGGCCCCGGGGGUAAGGGAGGCGGCGGCACGUGGUUAUUCGUAUCGCACGACCCCGUACCCGAAUCGCACGAUGGGGAUGACGAGAUGCUGCGUCGUCUGGGUCUCGUGGACGAGAAGGAGGUAGCCAGCCACCGCCUCGCCGGAGAGUCGGGCAGCGCUCAGCCUGGGCGACGGAGGAAACGACUCAUUCACUUCAAGUUCGAGCCCAUGAUUCUCCAUGUCCUGACGGCUUCCCUUGCUCACGCCCAGCUCCUGCUCAAGUGCGCGUUCGCGGCCGGUUUCCGGGAGAGCGGCGCCCUGAACCUGCUCCCCGCCGCCGCCCCUACCACACCGCAAGACGGCUCCUCAUCGUCGUCCUCGCCGCCAGUGACGCCUAUGGUGGGGGUCAGGACGAUGGGCCUGGCGCUCGAGUCCCUGAUCGGCUACGUCGACGAUGACGACAGCGACGAGGCCCGACACUGCACCGUCUCGGCGAGCUACCUGCGAGACCUGAUGCAGAUCGCCAACGAGCGCUUCGCGGAGAACGCGGCGAGGAUCGCGAGGUUCCGCGCCGCGCUGCACACGGUCCUGGCAGGGCCUCCGCCCAAGCUGGGCGAGGGGGGCGCCGAAUGGGAGGACGCUGCUGCCAGGCGGGAGCGCAAGAGGGCCGAGGGCCUGCGUCGCAAGGAGGAGGUGUUGGCUGCUAGACAGAAGACGCAGCCUCAGCCUCCAGCUGAUGGUCGGAAGACUCCCACAGAAGACCCGGCCGGGCUACCUGAAUACGAACUCCAUGGGCUGUGAUGUGACCAAAUCCAUUCGCCAUCUAUACACUUUUGUCUGUAUCCCCCACCAGUAGCAUGGUUGUUGUACACUUUGGCAUUCCGCCCCCCUACCGCCCUACUGCUGCCCCUCUGUUUCUCUCAGC
Messenger RNA from Colletotrichum navitas, 1492 nucleotides. Its product is annotated as tRNA wybutosine-synthesizing protein. Lineage: Eukaryota; Fungi; Ascomycota; Sordariomycetes; Glomerellales; Glomerellaceae. The transcript has 2 exons. The record is from RefSeq and is a predicted model, not a curated record. Bases 211 to 1368 code for a protein of 385 amino acids.